AUGAGUAAACGGAGAUCAUCAGAAGAGCAUUGCGGGGGAUAUGAAUUAAAUGGUAAUGCCGUGCUUUGUUCAGACCCACCUUGUGAUCAUGAAUGGGUUCCUAUAGAAUUGUACCCUAGUCAUGUCAGCCAGAUGCACGAGAACGUAUGUACGCAAUGCUUAAGGAACUUUGCUAGUGAGUAUUGGAUGGAAUUACAUAUCGAAGAAUUUCAUAAUCCGUUCAAGAACGGUAAUUACAGGCUAAGAUGCCUGGAACAAGAUUGUUCGAUGACGUUUUCAAAUUCAAACGAGAGAAUCGAUCAUUUAAAGAGACACCAUUACUAUAGUGAUCAGUUUGACUUUGAUAUUUUAAAUAGUGGUUGCUGA
Molecule: messenger RNA, 366 nt
Organism: Kluyveromyces lactis
Lineage: Eukaryota; Fungi; Ascomycota; Saccharomycetes; Saccharomycetales; Saccharomycetaceae
Exons: 1
Coding region: 1-366 (121 amino acids)
Source: RefSeq, a predicted model, not a curated record